ACAUCUACCCCGCUCCGUCCUAGAGUACCACAAUCAUCCAGCCAACUCCCUCAGUGACGUCGAACAGGCUUCCAUCAUCAUUCAUGAUCAUUUAGAUACACAGUAGCUUCAGGUAUUCGAAAAUCAGCUCCACGGUGCACUACGCAUAAUACAGCCAAUUAAGGGGCAUGGCAUCUACCCUUUCUACCAGGCUUCUUUCUCGUGCCAUUGCGCCAGUGACGCGUGCUUCUCUCCCGCUAGCAUAUACAGCGAGAGGCUAUAAGCAUUCCACCAAGACAGCGAGCAAGCCAAUUGCUACUCUAGACACGUCCCUCAGCCCUCGCCUGCCCCCUUCCUCACCGACUCUAUUUGAAGCAAAGAAACACAAGGGCCUUAGCUUCGAAGCCAUCGGCAAGGAACUCGGCCGUGAUGAAGUCGCCAUAGCUGCUCUCUUCUACGGGCAAGCCAUGGCAUCCCCCGAAGACAUCAAGAAGCUCUCCAAGCUCCUCGACAUUCCCGUAGAGCAGCUCGAGUCGGAGCUAGCCGGAUUUCCGGACAGAGGCAGGAUUCUGGAUAUGCCUCCAAAAGAUCCAACCAUCUAUCGUCUGUAUGAGAUUGUCCAGAAUUAUGGGUAUGCCUAUAAGGCAGUGCUGAAUGAGAAGUUUGGGGACGGCAUUAUGAGCGCUAUUAGCUUCUCAACCAAAGUGGAAAAGGAGACGGAUGAGAAGGGGGAUUGGGCCAAGAUUACGCUGAGGGGGAAAUGGCUGCCAUAUUCCAGAUUUUGACCCAAUCCGUUUCCCUUCCCGACAUUUAUAUGCAGAGCUAUUGGCUAGCACUUAGAGACGCUCAAUCUGGAAGUGGCGCACUCGCGGGUGAGUCUAGCAGCAACUCAAUACAUUUUUCAGAUCGAAA
This is a messenger RNA of Westerdykella ornata, 891 nucleotides long. RefSeq names its product Cyanase. NCBI's taxonomy places the organism in Eukaryota, Fungi, Ascomycota, Dothideomycetes, Pleosporales, Sporormiaceae. The record is from RefSeq and is a predicted model, not a curated record. Gene Ontology annotation, molecular function: cyanate hydratase activity; DNA binding. The coding region runs from base 168 to 764 and encodes 198 amino acids. The transcript has 3 exons.